This is a messenger RNA of Euleptes europaea (tarantolino), 3273 nucleotides long. RefSeq names its product potassium calcium-activated channel subfamily M alpha 1 (gene KCNMA1). Bases 52 to 3273 code for a protein of 1073 amino acids. Gene Ontology annotation, cellular component: postsynaptic membrane. Gene Ontology annotation, molecular function: large conductance calcium-activated potassium channel activity. NCBI's taxonomy places the organism in Eukaryota, Metazoa, Chordata, Lepidosauria, Squamata, Sphaerodactylidae. The record is from RefSeq and is a predicted model, not a curated record. Gene Ontology annotation, biological process: potassium ion transport; transmembrane transport. The transcript is spliced from 28 exons.
AAACCCACAGAUGAAAAAGAAGAAACUGUGCCAGCAGUCGAAGUGGGGUGGAUGACCUCUGUCAAAGACUGGGCCGGGGUGAUGAUAUCAGCCCAGACCUUGACUGGCCGAGUCCUUGUUGUCCUAGUCUUUGCUCUUAGUAUUGGUGCUCUUGUAAUAUACUUCAUAGAUUCGUCAAACCCAAUAGAAUCUUGCCAGAAUUUCUAUAAAGAUUUCACGUUACAGAUUGACAUGGCUUUCAACGUGUUCUUUCUACUCUACUUUGGCUUGCGGUUCAUAGCAGCCAACGACAAGUUGUGGUUCUGGCUGGAAGUAAACUCAGUGGUCGAUUUCUUCACAGUCCCUCCAGUAUUCGUUUCAGUGUAUUUAAACAGAAGUUGGCUGGGUUUAAGGUUUUUACGAGCGCUUAGGCUGAUACAGUUCUCGGAAAUUUUGCAGUUUCUGAACAUCCUUAAAACAAGUAAUUCCAUCAAGUUGGUGAAUCUGUGCUCUAUAUUUAUCAGCACGUGGCUGACUGCAGCUGGAUUUAUACAUUUGGUGGAGAACUCAGGGGACCCGUGGGAAGAUUUCAGAAACAAUCAAGCGCUUACCUAUUGGGAAUGUGUUUAUUUGCUAAUGGUUACUAUGUCCACUGUUGGUUACGGAGACGUUUAUGCAAAAACAACCCUUGGUCGCCUUUUCAUGGUUUUCUUCAUCCUCGGUGGAUUGGCCAUGUUUGCCAGCUACGUCCCUGAAAUCAUAGAGUUAAUAGGAAACCGCAAGAAAUAUGGUGGUUCAUAUAGUGCGGUUAGUGGAAGAAAGCACAUAGUUGUCUGUGGCCACAUCACAUUGGAAAGUGUCUCCAACUUCCUGAAGGACUUCCUACACAAGGACAGGGAUGAUGUCAACGUAGAGAUCGUCUUUCUGCAUAAUAUCUCCCCUAACCUUGAGUUGGAAGCUCUUUUUAAACGGCACUUCACUCAGGUGGAAUUUUUUCAGGGUUCAGUUCUCAAUCCGCAUGACCUGGCUAGAGUAAAGAUAGAGUCAGCAGACGCGUGCCUAAUCCUUGCCAACAAAUACUGCCCGGACCCAGAUGCGGAAGACGCCUCCAAUAUUAUGAGAGUGAUUUCCAUAAAGAAUUACCAUCCGAAAAUAAGAAUAAUCACCCAGAUGCUGCAGUAUCACAACAAGGCCCAUCUGCUCAAUAUCCCGAGCUGGAACUGGAAGGAAGGGGAUGACGCGAUAUGCCUUGCGGAGCUGAAGCUGGGCUUCAUCGCCCAGAGCUGCCUGGCCCCGGGCCUGUCGACCAUGCUGGCCAACCUCUUCUCCAUGAGGUCGUUCAUAAAGAUCGAGGAGGAUACGUGGCAGAAAUACUACCUGGAAGGAGUUGCGAAUGAAAUGUAUACAGAGUAUCUUUCUAGUGCCUUUGUCGGUUUGUCCUUCCCCGCUGUUUGUGAAUUGGUCUUUGCGAAGCUAAGGCUCCUAAUGAUAGCCAUAGAAUACAAGUCGGAAAAACGGGAAAGCAGUAUAUUAAUCAAUCCUGGAAACCAAGUGAAGAUUCAAGAGGGUACCUUAGGAUUCUUCAUUGCAAGCGAUGCCAAAGAAGUAAAAAGGGCAUAUUUUUAUUGCAAGGCCUGUCAUGAUGACAUCACAGAUCCCAAAAGGAUAAAAAAGUGCGGCUGCAAACGACUUGAAGACGAGCAGCCCUCGACGCUGUCGCCCAAAAAGAAGCAGCGGAACGGAGGCAUGAGGAAUUCGCCCAACUCCUCGCCCAAGAUGGUGAGACACGACCCCUUAUUAAUACCUGGCAACGAUCAAGUUGACAACAUGGAUUGCAACGUGAAAAAAUACGACUCCACGGGCAUGUUUCAUUGGUGUAUAUCCAAGGAUAUUGAAAAGGUUAUUUUGACCCGAAGUGAAGCGGCGAUGACCGUGCUAAGCGGACAUGUGGUCGUGUGCAUAUUUGGGGAUGUGACAUCGGCGCUGAUUGGGUUGCGGAAUUUCGUGAUGCCCCUGCGAGCCAGCAACUUCCACUACCAUGAGCUCAAGCACAUUGUGUUUGUGGGCUCUCUUGAGUACCUGAGGAGAGAAUGGGAGACGCUGCAUAACUUCCCCAAACUCUCCAUCUUGCCCGGUACACCAUUAAGUCGAGCUGAUUUAAGGGCUGUCAACAUCAACCUCUGCGACAUGUGCGUAAUCCUGUCAGCCAAUCAGAAUAAUAUUGAUGAUUCCUCGCUGCAGGACAAGGAAUGCAUCUUGGCGUCACUCAACAUCAAGUCUAUGCAGUUUGAUGACAGCAUCGGGGUCUUGCAGGCUAAUUCCCAAGGGUUUACCCCACCGGGAAUGGACCGUUCAUCCCCAGAUAACAGCCCAGUCCACGGGCUCCUACGUCAGCCCUCCAUCACCACGGGGGUCAAUAUCCCGAUUAUAACGGAGUUAGUGAAUGAUUCAAAUGUUCAGUUUUUGGACCAAGAUGACGAUGACGACCCUGAUACCGAACUGUAUCUCACGCAACCCUUUGCGUGUGGGACGGCGUUUGCGGUCAGCGUGCUGGACUCUCUCAUGAGCGCAACAUACUUCAAUGACAAUAUUCUCACGCUGAUACGUACGUUGGUAACGGGAGGAGCCACGCCGGAGCUGGAGUCGCUGAUUGCCGAGGAGAACGCCUUGCGGGGAGGCUACAGCACGCCCCAGACGCUGGCCAACAGGGACCGGUGUCGGGUGGCUCAGCUGGCGUUGCUAGAUGGGCCUUUUGCAGACCUUGGGGAUGGCGGUUGUUAUGGAGAUCUGUUUUGUAAAGCUUUGAAAACGUACAACAUGCUUUGCUUUGGAAUAUACCGAUUGAGAGAUUUCCAUCAAAAUACACACAGCCAAUGCACCAAGCGUUUUGUUAUAGCCAACCCACCUUACGAAUUUGAGCUCGUGCCGACGGACCUGAUCUUCUGUCUGAUGCAGUUCGACCACAAUGCCGGCCAGUCCCGGGCCAGCCUUUCGCAUUCUUCCCAUUCCUCCUACGCGUCCAGCAAGAAGAGCGCGUCGAUCCACUCUAUCCCUUCCACCACAAACCGACAGAACCGAGCAAAGACCAGAGACUCUCGGGACAAGCAGAAUGCGACAAGGAUGAAUAGAAUGGGCCAAGCAGAAAAGAAAUGGUUUACAGAUGAGCCGGAAAAUGCCUAUCCCAGAAACAUUCAAAUCAAGCCUAUGAGUACCCACAUGGCUAAUCAGAUCAAUCACUAUAAGUCGACGAGCAGUUUGAUACCACCAAUCAGAGAAGUUGAAGACGAAUGUUGA